Cetraspora pellucida is the source of this 863-nucleotide messenger RNA. The record is from the annotation of a GenBank genome assembly. NCBI's taxonomy places the organism in Eukaryota, Fungi, Glomeromycota, Glomeromycetes, Diversisporales, Gigasporaceae.
GUGGUAGACCCAAACAUCGUUUAAGUAAACAUUUUCUUGUAUUAGAUGAGAAAGCCAAUAGUAUUAACAAGGCCACAGUUUGCAAAUAUUGCAUCAAUUAUUUUGGUUUUCAACAGGCAUGUUUAACUAGCAAGAUUACAAAUGUUGUAAAUUCUUGCUUAGCAUAUUUUCAGAAAUAUAAAAUAUUUGCAAAUAAAUAUUUACCUGAAGAAAUAGAUCAAAUUCUUGUAUCUACUGCUGAUGCUACAAAAAAAAUCACACAAGCACAAAUUUCAAUGACACAACAAGAUUUACAUAGUGUAACUAUAGCUUUUGAUAGUUGGAAAAAUAUAAUUAAACAAAAAUUAUUAGGAAUUAUAUUUAUUAUAUCAAAAGCAGAUCAUUAUGAAAAACUUUUUCAAAAAGCAGCAGAUCAAAAUAUUAAAAUACUUGCCUUUGUUACUGAUUCUGCAUCAGAAAAUGCAACUGCAAGACAAAGACUUCAAUUACAAAGACAAAAUUUAUUAUAUUUACUAUGUUUUGCUCAUCAAGCAAAUUUAUGUAUAGCAGAUAUUUUUAAAAGUAAUCCUGAUUAUAUUAAGGCAUCAACAAAUUCAUGGUCAAUUUUUUCCUUUUUUAAUUCAUCAAUAUUUUGGCUUGAACACUUUCGAUAUGAACAAGUAUUGGCCUAUAAUGAAAAAUGUUCUGCAUUAAUUCGUCUUGUUCUUGCUAUAUGUCAAUUACGAGAAGAAUUACAUUGUAUGCACCAAUUAACUAAACUUAAAAAACUAGAAGAAAGAUGUAAUAAUACAAAUACAAAUAAACAAGCUAAAACUAGUUAUGAACUAGAUAACAUUUAUUUAAAAGAAACAAAUAAGGAUAAU